Trichomonas vaginalis G3 is the source of this 996-nucleotide messenger RNA. RefSeq lists its product as uncharacterized. The coding region runs from base 1 to 996 and encodes 331 amino acids. NCBI's taxonomy places the organism in Eukaryota, Parabasalia, Trichomonadida, Trichomonadidae. The record is from RefSeq and is a predicted model, not a curated record. The transcript has a single exon.
AUGAAAAACGCAAAAAGAUUCGAUUGGUCUGAUUAUUUUGGUGAUAAAGUUAAAUUAGAUCAUACUCAAAAUGGAGCACCAUUAUAUGAUAAUACAAGUUCUAACAAUUAUUACGUUUCAAAUUGCGAGUUUGAAGAAUGCACAGAAAACGGUGCAAUUUAUAUCAAAAGUAAUAACGAAAUCUAUACAUUAAUCGAAGAUUCUGCAUUUCGUAAAUGCAGUUCCACUUAUCAAGGUGGAUCUGUUUACUAUGGCUGUCAUGAAUUAGGGCAUUUUGUUCAACAACAAAAUUCUUAUUCUGAAUCAAAAGCAGAAAAUUCUUACAUGGCAUUUUGUCAAUUAGUUAAGUCUUCUUCUACUAAUGAAAACUAUGCUUUUGAUAUUUCAGUUUCACAAUGCGGUGAAAGUGAAUCAAAAGGAUAUAAAACAUCUUGGAUUUCAUUUGGUGAUAUUCAAAUAAAGAAUAACAACAUCACUUACAAUAAAUGCAUUUUUCAUUCAUCAAUAAAUAGUGUCCUUCAAGGAAAAUCAGGAUACUGUAAUUUCUCAACAUUCAGAGAAAACAACCAAACUAGAGAAGGAUCUCUUGCAUUUGGUAGUCAUUAUAAAUCAAAUAUACAAACAGUUUCUUAUUGCAAUAUUAUUGGAAAUAAAUGCGGAACAAACAAAGACCAAGCUUUAUUUGGUUGUACAUACGAUACUAAAGUUGAUCACUGCGUAUUUUUAAAUAACACUGCAGGAUGUAUGUUUGGUAUUAUAGAUAAAGAUUGCACAUUGACCAUUUCUGAUUCGUGUAUUCAAUCAAAGUCAAUAUCAGGAUCAGGAACUGUUACAUUUGAAAGAGAAGAUCAAAUUUAUUCUGAUCUAAAUCAAAUAAUCUCUUUUUAUACAGAAUUAUGUUUCAUACCAAAACAAAAACAAACCACAGUUUCAUUGUCUGCUUUUUCUAGAUUUGCAGAAACAUCACCGAGCUUACUUUAUAGUUCCAAAAGAUGA